AUGACGAGCUCAGCCAAUGCCCUGUUUCAAAAGUACGCAGAGGAGCGGGACAAGCGCCUCCGCCCCGACAAGCUCGCCCAGUACAUCGACUUUCGAGACCCAUCGCUCUUGUCCAUGGAUGCCGACCUGUACGUCGACUACGAUGCGCUGGCGGCCAAAGAUCGACCGCUCAAGGAUAAUUCCGACAUCAAAGUUCUUAUCGUAGGUGGAGGCAUGUUUGGUGUGACGACUGCAUAUCGACUGGUCACCGAAGCCGGCAUCAACAGCAACGAUAUCGUCAUCGUCGACAAAGCGGGAGGCUUCGGUGGAACGUGGUACUGGAACCGUUACCCGGGUGUGGCGUGCGACAUCGAGUCCUACUGCUAUGUCCCGCUCUUGGAAGAAACUGGCUACAUGCCCACGCGCAGAUACUGCUACGGCCAUGAAAUUCGGGAACACCUCGAGAGAAUCGCCAACACGGCGAAUGUCCGCAGCCAAUUCUGCACUGCUGUAACACACCAGCAAUGGGAUGAUGAGGCCAAGCGGUGGGCUGUGACUUUGCGACACAACCCCGGUCCCGGACGAGAGCCAGAAAAACUGAAAGUCUACGCGCAGUUCCUGGUCUUAGCUGGCGGCAUGAUGAGAGCCCCUCACGUUCCCAAGCUGAACGGAGUCGACGUUUUCCGCUCGGCACCGAACAAGUUGCUGAUGCACACCGGACGCUGGAACUGGUCUCACAGUGGAGGCUCUCCGGAGAAGCCGGACCUGGAGGGCCUACGGGGCAAGCGAGUCGGCGUCAUCGGAACGGGGGCGACGGCGAUCCAAGUCGUUCCUCACGUGGCGCGGUGGGCAAAGCACACUUAUGUCUUCCAACGGACACCCUCCUACGUGGGCCCGCAUCUGCAGAAGGAACAAACUCCGGAGGACUGGGCUCGAGUGGCAUAUAAGCCGGGCUGGCAGGACGAGCGGAUGGCCAGUCUGGAAGCAAUGUUCACUGGAGAACCGGAUGCUGAAAACAUCGUUCGAGACAGUUGGACCGAGAUACCCGGGAUGAGAGUGAUGACAGGUCACGCCGGCCGACUCAUCUCCAAAGGGGAGGAAGAGCAGCACCUGAAAGAAGUCCUCGAGCUGGAUCAUCCAUGGACGGAAGCGAUGCGCGCUCGCGUCGACGCCCAGGUGAAGGACCCUUUAACAGCUGAGAAACUCAAGGCUUGGUAUCCCAGCUACUGCAAGCGUCCAACAUUCCACCAAUCCUACCUUGCCCUCUUCAACGAGCCAAACGUCAGCCUCAUUGACACAGAUGGUCACGGUGUCGAAGCCUAUACCCCGAAUGGUGUCCAGGCUAAUGGUGCUGAGUACGAACUCGAUGUACUAGUACUUGCCACUGGAUACACUGUUGGGAUACUCGACAGCUGUCCCUCAUCAGGGCUCAACGCUCCUCUUCUUGGUGUGGGCGGACGGUCUCUCAAAGACAAGUGGGAUGCUGGCGACUUUGGAACUUUCUACGGCGUGAUGACCAACGGAUUCCCAAACCUCUUCUUUGCGUCCAAUACUGGUGGCUCCGUGUCGCAGAAUGCGACAAGCUUCUAUACGAUAGCCUCACGUCUGAUCUCGCACACGGUAAAAGGAGCUCUUCAGCAAGCUGAGAGAAUGGACACAGCUACGGUUGAGGUCUCGAGGAAAGCUGAGGACGAGUGGACGAUGAGUGUUGCAAAGCGGGCACGAUGGUUUUCCCCAUAUUCGGCCUGCACUCCAGGGUUUGCUACAGGCGAAGGUAUCUUGCAGGAAGUGAAAAAGCAGACCGAAGAAGAAGAAAUGGAAGCUGCGAAAAAGUCUGGCUGGGGAGAAGGCUCUAUCACCUUCCGACGGAGAGUUGAAGACUGGAUGGCGACAGGGCGGCUCGAUGGCUUACUUGUCCGAAGUAACUAA
Molecule: messenger RNA, 1908 nt
Organism: Lasiodiplodia theobromae
Lineage: Eukaryota; Fungi; Ascomycota; Dothideomycetes; Botryosphaeriales; Botryosphaeriaceae
Product: Cyclohexanone -monooxygenase
Exons: 2
Coding region: 1-1908 (635 amino acids)
Source: RefSeq, a predicted model, not a curated record